GGACCAGAUUCAAAUGCCAUGCAUUGCGCAAAAAAUUGCGCAAAAGGGUUAAUUUACUUUGAACCGUGGCUGCUUCUUGUUUGAUUCCGCGAGAGAGUCGACCGCGGCUAGUGCAUUUUAAACAUGUUGUAGGAAAGCCGGCGCGUGUUGUUUUAUUAAAAAUCAUUGUGAUGAACUAUGUCAGACAUUAAACGUGCAGUGUUAACGACGUUAGAGCCCCAAAAAGUGAACGAGAAACCGUCGAAAAAGUAUUAUAAAACGGUUAGGAUCCGUGUGUCGUUGGCCGAAUCGAACGAGGACAAAUGCCCAGAAUACAGCUAUAAGGACGAGUUAGCAGCUGUAAAGAAAAAACUUAAGCAGAAUGGAAACAAGGAGUCAAUCAACUCAUGCAACGGCUCUGACCCGUUCGGGGAUGACAAUGACGAUGACGUACGACGGAUCGCACUCGAAAUGGAAGCAAAAUAUGGCUCCGGAAUGAGCGUGGGUACGAAAAAGAGACGGAAAGGCCGUAAAGACGAUUACGCAGACAUCGGUGCGGGUUACAACGAGUCCGAUUCGUUCAUCGACAACACCGACGGUUACGACGAGAUCAUCCCGCCGAACAUCACCACCGCCCAGGGGGGCUUUUACAUCAAUAGCGGAGCCCUCGAGUUCAAAACGGACGACGAGGCGACCUCCGAGGUGUCGUCGAGUAGUUCGGAGGACAGUAGCAGUAGCAGCGAGAACGAGGAAGACGAGGAAGUGGAUAAACAGGGACUGAAUAAGUCGAAGAGGAAGAGAAUUUUGGAUACGUCUGAUGAUGGUGAUGAUGAGGAGGGCGGCAGUGAUAAUAGUAAUCAAGAGCAGAAGGUAAAGUCAGUCGAGAAACAAAGCGGCGACAAACCGCACAUCAGCAUGCAACAGGCCAUCAAGCAAAAAAUGUUCAGCCCCGAUAAAAUCCAAAUUAAGAAACGAAAACUGGCGAACGAACAAAAGAACAAGAUGAAGGAACUUAUGAGAGAGAAGAAAGACCCCAAUAGUUCAGAUGGAUCAAAAGAGACUUUGAAGGAGAACAAACAACCGAUGAGAUUAAGCAGCGUGGACGCGGCAAUCGAUUCGGUUAUAGGAAGAAUUGAAGACACCCAACCUAAUAACGUGAUUAGCGAACGUAAAAGUGAGGAACAGAAGGCGGAAAAUCAUGAGAAAAUUGCGAAUCAUCCAACUCCAGUCGCCAACUCCGAUGUAGUAGAGCGACCAAUAGAAUACGUAAAAUUACCGGAAAACCUACCGAAGGACAUUCUGGAAAUCAUCGAGUUCAUCAAAAAAGCGGCUAGAGACCAUAAAGAUAACGGAAAACUAAAGUUCUUCGGUGGCGAAGUCAAUAAUAUGCUCCUAAAUUUGGAACGUAAGUGUAAGGUCCUCGGGAGAUCGUCCAGACUGCGGGUGUACGAGCACUUGUCCCCUUACGUAAAAUGCCGCAAGGAAACGUUAAUUAAGCGAGCACGCACCCUGGUUUUCGAGGAGGAAAGCAGGAAAUUGUUUAAAACGAUUAGCAAACUUAAGACGCAGAUCGACCAAUUACUUCCCGCUUUAAUAACGAACCACGAGAAGGAGUGUCAGCGGGUUUUAGAGAAGAAGUUUUCCAAGGAAGCGGUCAAUGAUGAGGCUCUGAAGAAUUUGAAGGCGCCUAGACGCAGGUUUCCCUUACAUGAAGAAAUGAAAAAAAUGCUAAGGGACAUAGUACUGUUCAAAAAACGCUGUCUAAUUCACGAAGGCAAACCGAAAGACUCCCUGGAAAACCUGCUGUCGGACUAUUUAAAAUCGAACAUCCUGCCCCUAUGGCCGGACGGUUGGAUGUCGAUGAACGUACUGAAGAAAUUCUGCACCUCGACGGCGAUAAAAACCCCAAACCCGAAAGCCAACGAACCGCCCGCAAAUUCCCAAAAACCAUCUUCGACCAUCAUCAACUACAGUUCGGGAAACAUGUUAACGAUCACCCCGGUGAAUUUAACCGAAAAACUCUCGGAGGUCAGUAACAACAACGUGAAACCGACCGAACUCACGGUAAAACCGACCGUUGAACCUGCACAAGCGAAACCAAACAAAGAAAAACCGGUUUCUCCCCCCGAAGUGAACCACCGGAGAACCACUCCACCCAAAAGUGAACCUGUGAUACCGAAAGAACUCCUCCACUGCCAAGUGAUCGAUCUCACCGAUACGUCGGCCAAACUGUCGUCCGAAACCGUUGAACCAACCAGAACCACUUUCGGUUUAACCAUCGAACCGACCGGUAACAAUCAGCAGCAAACGUUCGAGGCGACGUUAAAGUCGAAGUUUCCCGGUCUUAGUGUGACCGCGACCAACGUGUCGCAUCCGGCACAAGAUAAAGACGACGUGCAAAAAGUCAUGGAAAGUCUAAAGGCGUUACAGAAACUCUCAUCCCCGUCGAAAACGGACGUUUCCACUUCGGGCGUAUCCGUUAUAGCGUUCAAUAAAAAUUAUUCGAAUCACUCGAACUCGAAUGCUAGCGGGGGUAACGCUAGUAACAGCGAACGGACGAACUUUAGCGGUGCAAUCGGGUUUCAGGACGAAUAUCAGAAACAAUUCGUCUCUACUUUGAACCAUCGGAACCCUUCGCCACCGACCAAACCCGGACACAAUCGAUGCAGUUAGUCUCGAGUGGUGGUUCUUCUUGUAAAUUAGUGUUUUUUUUUUUUUUUUAUUAAAAAGAACAGAAGAGAAUGGUUUAAAAUUGUAUGUAUAAUAGUUCAAAACUGUUUGUAAAUAAGCUUUCUACUGCCUUUAUAUUAAGUGCCAGGGUCGAGGAAAUUUCUUAAAAUUGUCUUAUAGGAUGUUUACGUUCAUUCCUUGUAGUAAUUUAUUCGCGUUGUACAUUAUUAAAGUGUCGAUUUGAUUUUAUUAUUUAAA
Molecule: messenger RNA, 2907 nt
Organism: Anthonomus grandis grandis
Lineage: Eukaryota; Metazoa; Arthropoda; Insecta; Coleoptera; Curculionidae
Product: yemanuclein
Exons: 10
Coding region: 178-2652 (824 amino acids)
Cellular component (GO): nucleus
Source: RefSeq, a predicted model, not a curated record